CCGAUAAGAUUUCAUUGCGCCCUUAUCUCCGUAUGUAUUUGCUGACGGCAGUUGAUUCAAAAUGGUAAUCGGCCGUAAGUUAUCUUCGAUCAGAAAUGGCGGGCGAGGUAGGGUUUUUUAGUUUCUGAUUCUUCUACUCUAUUUCCAUUUUCACUUCAGUCUUUCAUCACUUUCCGCAAACCCAAUAUUCGUAUGUAUGAAUGUCAAAUAGCAACUGACCAAUCCUUGACGAAUUAUAUAAUACAUUGACCAAUUCUACUCGCUAUGGAAACUAGCAAUGGACAAAACACCGGUAUCAUGUGGUUUUUCAAGGAUAGAGGGUUUGACGAUAAGAGCAUUUCUGAUAUGUUCAAAAAAUGCAAGCGUCUCGAUGGUAUGGAAAGGGAAAGAGCCUCUGAAAACUGGGAUUAUCUCAAAAGCAUUGGCAUACAGGAGAGAAAACUCUCUUCUGUUGUUACAAAAUGCCCUAAAAUUCUUACACUUGGUUUGGAAGACAAGAUAAUACCCAUGGUUAAUUGCCUUUCUACUUUGAGUACAAAGUCUAAUCAGGUUGCUUCAGCCAUUACCAAAUUUCCUCACAUACUUAACCAUGGUGUUGAGCAGAAGCUCUGUCCACUCCUUGCUUUCUUUCAGGGGCUUGGGAUUCCAGACAAGCAAAUUGGUAAAAUGUUAUUAUUCAAUCCUAGAAUUAUUAGUUAUAGCAUUGAAUCAAAGCUUUCUGUACUGGUUGAUCUUCUUGAUAAUCUUGGCAUUGACAAAGAAGGCAUGAUUGGUAGAAUUUUGGUGAAGAAUCCACACUUAAUGGGUUACAAUGUUGAGAAAAGACUUCGACCCACUUUAGAUUUUCUGAAAUCAAUAGGGUUGACAGAAGGAAACAUUCAGAAUGUUGCAAUCAACUUUCCUGAGAUUUUAAGUAGAGAUGUUGAUAAGACUCUGAAGCCGAAUUAUAGUUAUCUAAAGGGUCGUGGGUUUGACAGUGGCCAAAUAGCAGCUCUAGUGUCUGGGUACCCCCCUAUUUUGAUCAAGAGUAUCAACAAUUCAUUAGAACCGAAGAUCAAGUUUCUUGUGGACGUAAUGGGAAGAAGGAUUGAAGAAGUAACUGAUUACCCGGAUUAUUUCAGGCAUAGCUUUAAGAAGAAGGUGGAAUCGAGGCAGAAAUUCUUGAACAAAAGGAAUAUAAGCUGUACCCUUUGUGAGAUGCUUGACUGUAAUCAGAAGAGGUUCUUAUUGAAGUUCGGUUCCACCUGAUCCACUUUCCUUAGCUUUAGCUUUUGUAACGAUGAUUUGAGAUUUCUGUUUCAUUUAUAACUUUGAGAAUGUUGUUGAUAGAGCUUUCUUUGUGUCUGUGGGUGGUGCUGUCUGAGAAUAUAGACAGUAUUCAUUUGCUUAACACAUGAUGUAUCUUAACCUUAAUUGUCUAAACUUUUGCUCAAGUUUUGUCUUCUAAAACUGCUCAGCUUGCUUGCUU
Impatiens glandulifera is the source of this 1468-nucleotide messenger RNA. Its product is annotated as transcription termination factor MTERF6, chloroplastic/mitochondrial. Gene Ontology annotation, biological process: regulation of DNA-templated transcription. Gene Ontology annotation, molecular function: double-stranded DNA binding. Bases 265 to 1248 code for a protein of 327 amino acids. The record is from RefSeq and is a predicted model, not a curated record. The transcript has a single exon. Lineage: Eukaryota; Viridiplantae; Streptophyta; Magnoliopsida; Ericales; Balsaminaceae.